Lemur catta (Ring-tailed lemur) is the source of this 4324-nucleotide messenger RNA. RefSeq names its product protocadherin 7 (gene PCDH7). The record is from RefSeq and is a predicted model, not a curated record. Gene Ontology annotation, biological process: homophilic cell-cell adhesion. Gene Ontology annotation, molecular function: calcium ion binding. Lineage: Eukaryota; Metazoa; Chordata; Mammalia; Primates; Lemuridae. Gene Ontology annotation, cellular component: plasma membrane. Bases 204 to 3968 code for a protein of 1254 amino acids. The transcript has 3 exons.
GAAAAAAAGAAGCAUCUAUCGCUGGUCCCCCCCCCACCACCUCCAGCCGAGUCCACCCGCUGCUCUUGCCCCCUCCCUCCCCUCCCUCUCCUUCCUUUCCCGGAGAGGGGACAGGACCGGGGGGAGGCAGGCGGCCAGCCCCGGAGGAGGGGGCGCCGGGGGGCUGCGGUUAGAAGGAGCAGUAGCAGCAGCAGCAGGAGAAGAUGCUGAGGAUGCGGACCACGGGAUGGGCGCGCGGCUGGUGCUUGGGCUGCUGCCUCCUCCUGCCGCUCUCGCUCAGCCUGGCGGCCGCCAAGCAACUCCUCCGAUACCGGCUGGCCGAGGAGGGCCCCGCCGACGUCCGCAUCGGCAACGUCGCGUCAGACCUGGGCAUCGUGACCGGCUCGGGGGAGGUGACUUUCAGCCUGGAGUCGGGCUCCGAGUACCUGAAGAUCGACAACCUCACGGGCGAGCUGAGCACGAGCGAGCGGCGCAUCGACCGCGAGAAGCUGCCCCAGUGUCAGAUGAUCUUCGACGAGAACGAGUGCUUCCUGGACUUUGAGGUGUCGGUGAUCGGGCCCUCGCAGAGCUGGGUGGACCUGUUCGAGGGUCGGGUCAUCGUGCUCGACAUCAACGACAACACGCCCACCUUCCCGUCGCCCGUGCUCACGCUCACGGUGGAGGAGAACCGGCCGGUGGGCACGCUGUACCUGCUGCCCACUGCCACCGACCGGGACUUCGGCCGCAACGGCAUCGAGCGCUACGAGCUGCUCCAGGAGCCCGGGGGCGGCGGCGGCGGCGAGGGCCGGCGCGCGGGGCCGGCCGACAGCGCCCCCUACCCCGGGGGCGGCGGGAACGGCGCGAGCGGCGGCGGCUCCGGGGGCUCCAAGCGGCGGCUGGACGCCCCGGAGGGCGGCGGCGGGACCGGCCCCGGCGGCCGCAGCAGCGUGUUCGAGCUGCAGGUGGCCGACACUCCAGACGGGGAGAAGCAGCCGCAGCUGAUAGUGAAGGGGGCGUUGGACCGCGAGCAGCGCGACUCGUACGAGCUGACCCUGCGGGUGCGCGACGGCGGCGACCCCCCUCGCUCGUCGCAGGCCAUCCUGCGGGUGCUCAUCACCGACGUGAACGACAACAGCCCCCGCUUUGAGAAGAGCGUGUACGAGGCCGACCUGGCGGAGAACAGCGCCCCGGGGACCCCCAUCCUGCAACUGCGCGCCGCCGACUUGGACGUGGGGGUCAACGGGCAGAUCGAGUACGUGUUCGGGGCGGCCACCGAGUCCGUGAGGCGGCUGCUGCGCCUCGACGAGACGUCGGGCUGGCUCAGCGUCCUGCACCGCAUCGACCGCGAGGAGGUAAACCAGCUGCGCUUCACGGUCAUGGCUCGCGAUCGCGGGCAGCCCCCCAAGACCGACAAGGCCACCGUGGUCCUCAACAUCAAGGACGAGAACGACAACGUGCCGUCCAUUGAAAUCCGCAAGAUCGGACGCAUCCCUCUCAAGGACGGGGUGGCCAACGUGGCCGAGGACGUCCUGGUCGACACCCCCAUCGCUCUGGUGCAGGUGUCGGACCGAGACCAGGGCGAGAACGGGGUGGUCACCUGCACCGUGGUGGGCGACGUGCCCUUCCAGCUCAAGCCGGCCAGCGACACGGAGGGCGACCAGAACAAGAAAAAGUACUUCCUGCACACCUCAGCCCCUCUGGACUAUGAGGCCACUCGGGAGUUCAACGUGGUCAUAGUGGCGGUGGACUCCGGCAGCCCCAGCCUCUCCAGCAACAACUCCCUGGUUGUCAAGGUGGGAGAUACCAACGACAACCCGCCGGUGUUCGGCCAGUCGGUGGUGGAGGUUUACUUCCCCGAGAACAACAUCCCGGGCGAGAGGGUGGCCACCGUGCUGGCGACAGACGCCGACAGCGGAAAGAACGCGGAGAUUGCGUACUCCCUGGACCCGUCCGUGAUGGGGAUCUUUGCCAUCGAUCCCGAUUCUGGGGACAUCCUCGUCAAUACGGUGUUGGACCGUGAGCAGACUGACAGGUAUGAGUUUAAAGUUAACGCCAAAGACAAAGGCAUCCCUGUGCUGCAGGGCAGCACCACGGUGAUUGUGCAGGUGGCUGAUAAGAAUGACAAUGACCCCAAGUUUAUGCAGGAUGUCUUUACCUUUUAUGUGAAAGAAAACUUACAGCCCAACAGCCCUGUCGGGAUGGUCACCGUGAUGGAUGCUGACAAAGGGCGGAAUGCAGAGAUGAGCCUGUACAUAGAGGAGAACAGUAAUAUUUUUUCUAUUGAAAAUGACACGGGGACCAUUUACUCCACGAUGUCUUUUGACCGGGAACAUCAGACCACAUACACCUUCAGAGUCAAGGCUGUGGACGGGGGAGAUCCUCCCAGAUCCGCCACAGCCACAGUCUCUCUCUUUGUGAUGGAUGAAAAUGACAAUGCUCCCACCGUUACCCUUCCCAGAAACAUUUCCUAUACUUUACUGCCACCUUCAAGUAAUGUCAGGACAGUUGUAGCUACAGUGUUGGCAACAGACAGUGACGAUGGCAUCAAUGCAGACCUGAACUACAGCAUUGUGGGAGGGAAUCCCUUCAAACUGUUUGAGAUUGAUUCCACCAGUGGUGUGGUUUCCUUAGUGGGAAAACUCACCCAAAAGCAUUAUGGCUUGCAUAGGUUGGUGGUGCAAGUGAAUGACAGUGGGCAGCCUUCCCAGUCCACCACGGCUCUGGUGCAUGUGUUUGUCAAUGAAAGUGUUUCUAACGCAACUGUGAUUGACUCCCAGAUAGCCAGAAGUUUGCAUACCCCACUCACCCAGGAUAUAGCUGGUGACCCAAGCUAUGAAAUUAGCAAACAGAGACUCAGUAUUGUCAUUGGGGUAGUUGCUGGCAUUAUGACAGUAAUUCUAAUCAUCUUAAUUGUAGUGAUGGCAAGGUAUUGCAGGUCCAAAAAUAAAAAUGGCUAUGAAGCUGGCAAAAAAGAUCACGAAGACUUUUUUACACCCCAACAGCAUGACAAAUCUAAAAAGCCUAAAAAGGACAAGAAAAACAAAAAAUCUAAGCAGCCUCUCUACAGCAGCAUUGUCACUGUAGAAGCUUCUAAACCAAAUGGACAGAGGUAUGAUAGUGUCAAUGAGAAGCUGUCAGACAGCCCAAGCAUGGGGCGAUACCGAUCAGUUAAUGGUGGGCCUGGCAGUCCUGACCUGGCGAGGCAUUACAAAUCUAGUUCCCCAUUGCCUACUGUCCAGCUUCAUCCCCAAUCGCCAACUGCAGGAAAAAAACACCAGGCCGUACAAGAUCUACCACCAGCCAACACAUUUGUGGGAGCAGGAGACAACAUUUCAAUUGGCUCAGAUCACUGCUCUGAGUACAGCUGUCAAACCAAUAACAAGUACAGCAAACAGCCAUUUCGUAGAGUGACGUUUUCUGUUGUGAGUCAGCCUCAGGACCCACAUCAGGGGUCACUGCAGAGUUGCUAUGACAGCGGGCUGGAGGAGUCAGAAACACCAAGCAGUAAGAGUUCAUCAGGGCCAAGACUGGGUGCCCUUCCACUCCCAGAGGACAACUAUGAAAGGACCACGCCGGAUGGCAGUGUUGGUGAGGCAGAGCAUAUGGAAAAUGAUUCAAGACCUCUUCCAGAUGUAGCCCUGACUGGGAAGUGCACUCGUGAGUGUGAUGAGUAUGGCCACUCAGACUCCUGCUGGAUGCCGGUCCGCACUUCUCCGGAGAGGAAGAAGAGCCAGCCCAAACUCUCCACUUUCAUGCCUGUAGAUGAACGAGGAAGCCAGGAAAAGCUGGCCAAUGGCGAGGCUGCCAUCAUGGGUGACCGCAACAGAAACCUCCUCAACAAAAAGUUGACCUCAUCCUAUGAGACCUUCAGUGCAGCUAGUUUCAGCAAAAAUGAGGAAGCCAAUCCUGAGGAUAUUCCCCUUACAAAAACAGGGGAAUAUAAGCCAUCUCCUGUCAAUACUCUCACUAGAAGAGAAGUUUACCUGUAGGCUGUCAAGGAGCAACAGCAAAGUUCUUUUCAUGUAUGAGAAGGAGAAUAAGGGGCAAAAAAAAAAACAAAAAAACGUCACAGAGCAAAACCGUUUAAUCACAAAGAGGGGGGCUACCAAAGAGACAAAGCUUUGCCUGCCACUUCUGCCUCCAGAUCAGGCCUUUAGUGAUACUGUUAGCCUGGUUAUAAUGUACAAUGUAGAAAACAUCCUUGUUACUUGCAUGUCUAACCCCCUCACUGAUUCCCAACACUCGCUCUCUCCUCCCAUCCCCUCCAAAAAAAAAAAGAAAGAAAAAAAGAAAAAAAAAAGAUGGUUGCAAGAAGUUUUUUUCAUGGUAACAAACCUGAUUAGCA